UCAAUAAGAAGAUCUCACAGGGAGUCCUCAUCAGUCCUCAAUAACCUACUGGCCACCUCUGUUAUCCCAAAUCACAGGUGAAACCAAAAGUCACGUGGUUAUCGGCACUUGAAUGAUCAUGCGAUUCUACAGGUCUCUGACUGCUUGCUAUCUCGUGCUGUGGAUAGCCUGCUUUUGCACGGCAGUUCAGCCUCAUCCCUUUGUUUAUCACGAUCUAGAUGAGGAAUUUAAUCCAAGCAUAAUACCCUUCUUUGGCGAUAACCGUAUUGAAGAACACAUGAUAGCUCUCAAUCAGGUCCGGAACAGAAUGAAGCACGAACGUAAGAGAACAGCUGCUAUGGGAGUGGAUCUACCUGAUUACAUCCUUCACUAUAAGGGCAGAUGGCCUAACCUAUCGUCCUUCAGAGACCGGAUGCUGAAAAGCGGGAGAAGAUGAAAUCAUCAAUCUAAAAUGAUAUCUUUGUCCUUUCUGUGACACGAAGUUACACAACUGUUUCUCUAAAUUUCUCUUUAGAAUAGAAAACGUUCAUACCUGUGUACAUUUAUUUAACAUGUACACACUUUAAAUAAAUCUAA
This is a messenger RNA of Limulus polyphemus (Atlantic horseshoe crab), 576 nucleotides long. RefSeq lists its product as uncharacterized. NCBI's taxonomy places the organism in Eukaryota, Metazoa, Arthropoda, Merostomata, Xiphosura, Limulidae. The transcript has 3 exons. The record is from RefSeq and is a predicted model, not a curated record. The coding region runs from base 113 to 436 and encodes 107 amino acids.